Hordeum vulgare subsp. vulgare (domesticated barley) is the source of this 730-nucleotide messenger RNA. RefSeq lists its product as uncharacterized. The coding region runs from base 94 to 498 and encodes 134 amino acids. NCBI's taxonomy places the organism in Eukaryota, Viridiplantae, Streptophyta, Magnoliopsida, Poales, Poaceae. The transcript has a single exon. The record is from RefSeq and is a predicted model, not a curated record.
CCAGCCAUCUUAUUUCCAUCUCUUAUCUUGCGCCCAUCUCUUGCUCCACAUAUCUAGCUACCUCUGUAGCUACACAAAGCUUGCUCGGCAACAAUGGCCGCAGGUGGAGCUUGCCUUCUUGCUGCUCUUGCUGUUUUCUCCAUGCUGAUCAUGUCAUCCGUGGGGAAUCCCAAGCCUUUAUGCAGUGACUGUGGGACGUUGUGCAGUACCAACUGCACCGCGGAGGCUAAAACCUCCUGCAGCGGCUACUGUGACUAUAGCCCUCGGGAGGGCUGCGAGAGGCAAGUUUUUGAGCGGUGCACUAGAGAUGGUACCUGCUGCACCAGCAACGGUACAUGCACUUGUGACUGCAACACCGUAGCUCAAAAUUCUUGCACGGGGGUCACCGACAACUACACAGAUUGCCAAGCUUGCACGCAAGGCAUGUUCGACCAUUGCUAUCCCACCUGUGUCAGCGACUGCAACAACAACUGCAAGAAGAAAGGGUGCCAUGCAUAAGAAAGGGUGCAAGGCAUGCUCGACUAUUGUUGUUGUGCUUGUACCUAGUUUUCUUUAACCUUUUUUAUAUUUAUCUUGCAUUUUGUGUAAACUCCAAGACCAUGUUUUGUGGGAUGGGAUAGGAGGAAUGGGUAAUUAUGUUUAGCUGGGGAUUUGCAUUUUGUUUAAUUAUACUGAAUAAUAAUAUGGAAUGGUAUAAAAUUUCUCUAAGUUAAUGCGAUGUGAAAGUAUG